GGGAAGUAAGGUGAAUGAGAACAGAGAACAAUGAAACGUUUACUAUCCUUUUGACCUAUUUCCUGAAUUUUUAGAGUUCAGCAAAAACCUCGAUAUUUCAUGCAUCCUCACCUUUACCUGGCUUUCGACCGAACAUUUUGCCACUAAAUACAUCGGUUGUUACUUGUUGUGGACUGUCUUAAUCAGCUUGUCGAAUAUGAAUUUCAGUCUUCUACGAUGCUUUUAUGGCUGCCCUUUGUAUCAAAGUACUUUUUGUGUACAAGCUGAUGCCAAAAUUUAAAAUACUGCAAAGUAUAAAAUUUUCAAUCUUUUCAUAUUUUUAAAAAUCUAAACUGAUCUUUGGACAGCACGAACUUCUCGAAACAACACAAGCGCGCCAUUUUCCACACAAGAACAUUUGUGGUUGUAUGCGGCCUUUUGACAGAGCAUGGAUCUUUCGAAGGACAAGGACAACAUGGAUUUUGGCCAUUCAGACGAGCUUUUUGCGUCAAAAAAUAGACAGGCAGUAGAAGAAAAAGUGCCUUGGCAAGAUGUAGAACCUGUUUGUGUUACUAGUGAAGAAUUCAGAGACAUCUUUGGGGAUUCGUCCGACGAGGAAACUGAAUUUUACGGGUUUUCUGAAAGGGAACUAGGACUUAAAGAAUUCAGAAGCGUUAUGUCUCCCAAUAAACUGAAAUUCCAGGACGACUUUUAUAUGCCAUUAUUUUUAUCACAUCGAAGAAGAAAUCGUGACCUGGUUCUAGAAAAGGCUGGCAAACUUGAAAAAGAAACGAGAAAAUCACUAGAUGCUUUAACGAGUGACAACAAAUGUGAAGUCGGAAAGAAGAAGAAGACAGUUGAUUGCAUCAAAAAAGUUCAAGAAGAAUUCAAUUUUAUGGAGCUGGAUAACCCCUAUGCAAAGACAUAUAAAUCGUACAGAAGAGACAGAAGCAGGUCUUUUCCACUGCCAGUUCCUAAAAGCGAGUUGAAACUGGAAAAUAAAGAGCAGACGGAAACUAAAGUUCCUGUACGGUGUCAGUUGACUGAUGAAAUGGGGAUUGCCUCGAAGCAUUGCAGUGAUGCAGCAGAAUUGGCAGUCGAGAAGAAAGACAAUCAAUGUACAAAGACAGCAGAGAGCCAAGUAGGCCUGAAAAUGAAAAUUCAUUACCAAAGCCAUGUUAGGCCAAAACGGAAAGUGAUCGUGCAGGAAAGGGAUGAUUUUGUUUAUAGUAUCACCCUACCCAGCAAAAAGAGAGCGCGAACUCUGUCACCGACUGUCAUAACAAGUGCAAAAAUACUUCAAAGGGGUCCGAUAGCUGACGAGGUUUAUCCCAUGCAAGAAAAGGCUCCACUAGAAGCAGCCAGAGAAGAUGUGACAGAGCUCGAAACCUCAUUCACGCUGCAGCCUGAUGCUUCGAAAGAUCUUUCUAAUGACGCUCUAAAAGAAGUAAUAGAUAAAUCAAAUACCGGACAGGAAACAAGCUUCCAGCAAGAAUUAGAAGUUGAACACGACAUAAUAGUUCAUCCUGAAUCAGACUUUGGGAAAGUUCAUCAAGACUCGCACUUUAAACAAGACUCGGAACAUACUGGGCAAAAAUCAAGUAUUGAACAAGCUUCUAAAAUCGAUCAAGAUUCAGAUAUCAGGCAAGAGUCGAAUAUUGGCCAAACCCCUAAAGUUGGUCAGGACUCAAAUAUUGGCCAAACCUCUAAACUUGAUAAAGACUCCAUGACCGGUCAAGAUUCAAAAGUCGAUGGGCCUCUCAAUGUUUCAAAAGUGAUAAACACUGAACCUAGGCCCAAAAGGAAGAAACGUUUUAAAAACUUCAGAGAUCCCAAUGAAGGCUACCAGCGAGCUGUUUUAAGUGACAUUUUCCAAGAAGCUGUACCGGGAGACAGCGUUACUGAGCCAGCUUGUACGUUAUCGGUAGACGCAACGAAGACAGAAAACUCUAUCGCUGAAUUUGAAGACAAAGUUGAAGAAACAGCGAUGAAAAGCCCCUUAGAAACAAGCAAUGAAAAGGAUGUUGAUCUAAGGAAAGGGAAGGAUAGUUUGUCUUGCCCAAAGGUGCAUGAACAUGAACAAACUAAAAGAACUAAGGAAAAUAACGACAAAAGGCCUAAAAGACAGUCGAGAUACAGAGACUCCUUAGGUGAGACCACUGUGAAACCAAAAGAUUUCAAUUUAACUGACAGUUGGUUCAUAGUUAACCCAACGCCUAGCAAGAGACGCUCGAGUACCACAAGAACUCCAAUUGUUCCAAAAUCUGAAAAUUCUCAAAGCAAAAUAAAGGAUGAAUCUGCUGUCGAUGCAACUGUAGAACAGAAGUCCAUUCACCAGGCACCAUCUGUAGGUAAAUUUGUUUCUGUAGAAGGAAGUAAGUCUGUAACAAGAAAACGAAGGUUGAAGAAUGUGACUUACUCGUCUGUUGUUGAUUUGACAUCAAAUGUUGGAGAUACUGCGCAUUUAGGUGUCAUGCAGCCAGAACAGAGAGCCUCCCUGAGCAACACUAAAUCAACUGGCGCAGUUGAAAAAGAUGACACUUCUGUGGAUAUUAACGAUAUGUCUAAUGACAAAGAGACAUGCUCUGGCAAUAAAGAUAAUAAUGUAUUUUCGAAGUUUUCAGACCGUCGAAAAGGUAGUUUAAGGAAAUCUUGCUCUGAAGCAGAAAACAAGGAACAAGGUAAAAUUGAGAAAUCUGCUGAAGAAAGUUCCAAAGAAAAUGUUAAAGAUGCAGAAUUGUUACUGUCUUCUAGCAGUUUUAUAAAAGAACAGGAAAGCGUUGCUGAAAAGGUUCAAAGAGGUAAAAUUGAAGACAAUGUCUCAAAAGUUGAGCGUUCUUGUAAAGCUGAAAAUAAGACAAAGUCAAAAAGCAUUGACGCUGUGGGCCAGAUUUCUACUGAGGCGGGUAAUGAUGACAACCUUGUGAAAGAAAUGCCCCGGACAAAGGUUUUGCGAAGCUCUUUGGCAAGUAAAAGAAUGAAGAAUAGAAGUCGAACUAGCGAAAAACAGAUAAUCACUGUUGAAAUCAGCGAUGAUGUCGGCGAAUCAAGUGCUUGUAUAAAAUGCGAUAUCGAUGGAGAAAUCGAGUCUUUAGCGGGCACAAACGCCCAAACAUCAAGUUCUAAAAAAGAGACAAUUGUCGAUUCACAGGGAAAACUCGGUGAAGAUAACAUCCGCGAUAGUCAAAUAGAAAAAAAAUCUUAUAGUGAUGCGGAUACAUCUGUUGGAAUAGAAGAGCUGAAAAGCAAAGAAAGUGAGGCGUCAAUGCAAGUGACACUUGAAAGUAAUCGAACUGAUAAUGACUCCACGCCAGAAGUUACUUUUUCAAAACCACUUGCUAUGAUUGAGGGAAAGAAAUUUGCGCAUCCUUAUCUAUCUACCGAUGAAGACAGUGAAAAAGCUGAGUGUAAAGAUGAGAGUGUUGUACCACGAAAUGAGGAGAAUGUAAAGGAAAAUACACAAGCAGCUGACAGUGGGUCUGGUGAAGGGUCUGAGGAAGGGUCUGGUGAAGGGCUUGGAGAAGGGCCAUAUGACGGAUCACUUGAGGGGAACAUGCAGGAAGAUAUGAAAAAAGAUGAUCGUAAGGUGAACAGGCGAUUUCCAAAUGCGGUGGAUAAGGACAUCAAAAAAGUUAGAUCGGGGAAAAGUUUUAUUAUAAAAACACCAGUAGAUGAUUCUGAAAAACAGGUUUCCUUGAAGGCUGGUAAAUUGUCGACACGACGCAAUUCUCAUGGAGAGUUAAAUGAAGAUUCAGAUGCAGAUCUUGAUCUUGUUGCAACCGAUGCGAACGAUGAUGAUGAUUUCAAAGACAACAAAGUUAAGCGGAAGGUUUAUACUGUCGUGCGCAAGAUUAGGAGAACUGAGAUAAAUGCCGAAGGUAAAAAGGUAACCAAGAUUAUUCGGCAGGUCGUGAAAAAAGUUUGCCCUGUAAACGCUGACCCUUUCGGCAAAAAAGUUGUUGGCAAGUCUACAGAAACUUCUGAAGCAAAGGACCAAGAAGCAGUUAACAAUAAAGGUCGGGACCCCAAGCAUCGCAAUGCAAAGGACAAAGGUGAAACCGGGAAAAUGACUUCAGAGUCAGAAAAUGAUAAGGAUUCUGAAAAUUCUUCCAAGGCCAAAGGUGAGCGGAAAGUUCCUAGAAGCCAUUCCGGAAAUAAGGCAUUGAGGUGUGGAAAGUGUCCGGCAUGCGUCCGAAAAACAGAUUGUCGUGAAUGUGAGAACUGCAGGAAAAAGAUAGCAAGCUUUCCGAAGAAACUCAACAUAAUUUGCAAAAUGAAACAAUGUCGGGAAAAAGUUGACAAAACACAAGCUGAAGCUUCAAAAUCAGUGUCUUCAAAAUCAGUGCCUUCAAAAGACGAAACUCGACCUGUGAAGAAAAAGACGAGUGUAGUUCAUGAAAGAAAGGAAAUGACAGUGAAAUCUUUGGCCAAUAAGAAACCGAACGAAGCCAAAAAGGGUUCUCAUGCGUCAACAUCUGCCCCCGAAAAAUCGGUACCAGAUAAACCGAAGCCCAAGUCAAAAAGUAGUCGGGCCGGAGCAAAAACUGGGGAUUCAGGUGAUAUCGUUUACUCGCCGGGUUUUAAACUGCGAAGCCAAAAGUCAACAGAAGUCCAAGCAAAACCAAACCGCAUUUUGAAAGAAGUGCAGUACAGUGGCAUGCAGCCAACGGUGAAGCUUCCGUGGCCAGAAGAGCAAGACGAGCAGAGUGUCUGCAAUUCUGGGAAUUUCUUUUGCGUCACAACCCCCAUCACAAUAGCAACUAAAGAUAUAUGCUUUCAUUGUGGAAGUGGUGGCUUUCAGAAGAUGGUAACAUGCAUCGGCUGCAGCGAGGCAUACCACGAGUUCUGCAUUGAAAUCGAUCCUCUUGAUGAGAACCGUUGGUUCUGCGAUCGAUGCAAACGUUGCAAUGUCUGUGGCUACAAAGACAACUUGCUGAUGUGCGAUAAAUGCCACGACUGCUACCACGCAGAAUGCCUCGGUCCCAAUUAUCACAAACAAACAGAGGGCGUUGAUGAUUUGUGGCUUUGCGCAAAAUGUGUCAAAUGCGAAAAGUGUGGCACCAAAAUACCUGGAAAGCGCAAAGAUUCGAAGUGGAUGAGAAACUUCACUUUGUGUGAAGAAUGUGAUCGAAGAAUGCGUCGUGGUCAGUUCUGCUCGAUCUGUGAGAAUGUCUAUUCAGAAAACGACUAUGAUACGAAAAUGAUGUAUUGCUCAAACUGCGGCAAAUGGAUCCACAUGGAAUGCGAAGGCCUUAAUGCCGAUGAAUACGAGUGCCUCGCUGAGUUACCUGAAGAGGUUCCUUAUAUUUGUAAAUUGUGUCAUAGCUCUGAAGUUUGGCCUAAAUGGUACCAAGAAGUUCGUGAAGAAAUGCAAGCUGGUUUUGAGAAGGUCUACUAUGAAUUGGUAGCUUCAAGCGAUUACAAGAUCGUAAGCAAACAUCUUCCAGAGUUCAAAGAAAGUGACGCAAAGAAUAUGCUCGACAACAUUUUUGAAAAAGUUCAACGUCAUGAAAUGCCUAAAGUUGUUGAUUUCAAAGAAGCAAUGAUGGAAUUCAUAGAGAAGUUAAAAGAGUUGGUUAUUGGAGUUUUGCCUGAUCAGAUAAUUUUUGACUUCGAAAUAUUGUUGAAAAAGCAAUUAAAAUCCAUGUUUUCCUGGUCGGGUGGGGAAGAUCCAAAACCAGAUAUAACCAAAGCACCGCUAGAAACAUCAAUCACUAGUGGGGUUUUAGUACCAGCGAGUGCUGUGAAAACGAUUGACUUGGACCACACCUAUCACAAUACAGAAAGUAACCUCAGGACGGAAAAGAAUGGGGAAGGCGACACAGAAAGCUUUGACAAAGCAUCUGAAUUGGAAUUAGCACUGGUGAAUACAGAUUCAAAGUCUUCAUCAGAAGAUGACAAUAUAUUUGAAAGACUGCUUUGCAAAGAAAAAAGUGUAUCAGAAACUCAGGAUAUUAUGCAGGACAAUGGCAUAAAAGCAGUAUCAAGAGUGACGAACGUGGACAGCGCCCACCAGAUUGUAGAAGGAGCGGCUACCACAGUCAAAACCGAUCUCCCUAAUGAUGCAUACUCUGACGUCACUAGUACCAAGACCGAGUCUUCCGAUGCAGAUCCAGACCUUGCCGGCUCUUCUCAAAGUGGCGUUGCUAUGGAUGAUGAUACCUGUCAAGAUGUUGAUGCGGAAAAUUUGCAAGGGAGAAUACGAACAGCCAAACACAAUGACGACAGAAGAUGUCAGCUUUGCAAUCAAUACGGGGACGACUUCGAAAAGGAUGCUGGGAGGAUACUCUAUGCCGGCAACAAUGAAUGGGUUCACGUGAACUGCGCGCUUUGGUCUGCAGAAGUCUACGAGAAUGAUUCGGGACACCUUCAAAACGUCCACAACGCAAUAACAAGAGGCCAGCAACUUCGCUGUUCAACUUGUCGGCAAUGGGGGGCUACUGUUGGCUGUUGUGCCACCAGCUGUCAGAGUAAUUAUCAUUUCAUGUGUGGAAGAAACAGCUCUGUGAUCUUUCAAGAUAACAAACUAGUGUAUUGCGAAAAACAUCGGGCGAAGUCAAAAAGUGAGGUUCUUCUUGACGGCGAAGGCUUCGUGGUUGCAAGACCUGUGAUGGUCGACUUAGCAAAGGUAUCAACUCUUAAGAAGUACAAUGCUGAUCACGAUCCAGAUUCCGUUAGCCUUUAUUCAGGUUCGUUGAUUGUUCAGCGCCUUGGAAGACUAACAGAUGCAUCAAAUAGUGACGACGUUCUGCUACCCAUUGGCUUCAGGGCUACCAGAUUGUUUUGGAGCACCAAGGACACCCGGAAACGCUGUAAAUAUUAUUGUACCAUUGAAGAGGUGCCUGUAGUUACCAAACCGAUUGCGGAGGAGGAAGGAAGGAGCCAGUGUAUGAGUGGAUGGACCAUUUGUCAUGUAUCUAAGUCAACAAAAAGAAAAGAGAGAGAUUUUGAAUCGUGGAUGAAAAGUUUAAGAAAAAAGCAAAGACCUGAUAAUCUUGAACCGUCGAAUGGCACAGCGCGUAUUGAGACAACAAUUAGUUGUACGCAGUCCCAAUCUUACGUAGGAAGACCCCUCAAAAUCGGAAAGAUUCCUCUCCCCGCCAGUGGCCCGAGGCGAUCAAAUAUUUCCAGUCUCGCAAAUACAGCACGUUCAAAUAUGAUAGCAACAACAUGCACGGUCACUAUACCAUCAUAUGCCCCCAUUUCUGUUCCUGGAAUAAGAACCAUUUCACCAAACCCCAAAAGACCCACAUACACGAAAACGUCGCCGCAAAAGAACACACCACACAAGAUCAUACCCCAGCCGAGUUCACAAGUUUCACCCUUUGAUUUUCAAGGCAGAAAUCAACAGCCUUUCGAAAAUGUGACAAAGCCUAGGCUGAUACAACCCAAACUUAGGUAUGAACUUGUACCAACCAUCUUACAGCCGGAUUGCACAGGCUCUUCAAAGCGACCAAUACUUCCAAAAUUUGAGACGCCCGUUGUAGCCAUAGCCCAACACCUUCACUACCACCUCAAUACAAAUCCCCAGAUGUUACAUUACGUUGGUGACACUACUUUGCAGGGCCUAAACCGAGUUUUAGGAUUGACGUAUCCGUCUUCUUUGAACCCAGUCCCCCUCCCCGUCAGUUCAAAUAGUGCGAUGCUGCCGUGUUAUACAAUGAACUUGCCAGAGGCAUUUUGGCACACGCAUACAGUUAAUGAAUCACGUGCUCAGAGACAGCCGUUUCAGGUGCACAGGGGUAAUUGCGUUGCAGGCAAACGGAAAAAAGUUGAUGCACAGAAUCAAACAAAGGAUGACGGGGGACAGGAAAAAGGCAACACUGUUGUGCUAGAUAAAGCCGAACUCAUGAAAAAGAUUCAUGACUGUGUGAAAGAACGGGUCAAUAGUCGAGUACACGAAAAUAAGAAUAUACCUUUAAACAAAGUAACUGAAUUUCAAUCAGAGAAAAACACAAGUUCUGAUAAAUCUGUACCUAAUAGCAACAUAUCUUUACAAAAUAACCAUCAGAAUCUAUCGCGACUGUCUAUUCAGAGUUCAUCAGCAACCAGUGAACAUGAUAAAAACGAUUUGAAUGGUUCGAGUAGAGAAUUGAGGCAAUCAAAUUCUGGGGAUAUCAAAAGCUUACCAGCUUUCUCAGAGCUCGUAGAGAAGCUGUCACAAAGCGACGAAUCAGGGAAUUCCCCCUGUGGUAGCAUAGCAGAGGAUUCACCGUUAUCGUUGAACAAUAUAACUGAACUCUCGUGCCUACAGGCUGCUGCUCAGUUAGCUAAAUUAAUGCCAGAAAUGUUUAAUGAAAAAGAGUUAAGGACAAAUGCAAUAGAAACAAGUGUUCCACGCCCUGAUCAAGUAGUAACUUGUGCAAGUUCGCAGGACACUGUUGCUCCUGACUUGAGAUCGGAUUCUGAGCCUGAACGGCCUAGUUCGCUCUCGAAAUCGUGCUCUGCUGUUCUUGUGAGUAAGAGCACCAAUCGUCAGAAUCGCAACUGGUAUCAUGAACAAAUGGAAAAGCUGCUUAAAAACAGAAGAGAGACUGCGAAAUCCAGUUUGCGCAUUCACGUGAAAAAUGAAGAGGGUUUGCAGAUCAGUGGCAGCUCAGUCCAAGAUAUUUGGAAACAGCUUGUUGACCUAUUGAACGAAACACGAACCGAUCAAAAACUACCAACAUUUCUUUUCAACGACAGCGAAGCAUUCGAUUUCUUCGGUUUGUCGAAGUUCCCUGUCGUAUUUUUGGCCGAGCAGCUUCCUGGUGGACACAAAUGUAGAAGUUAUAAGUUCCAGUUUCACCUUCCUUGUACCGUUGACGAGGAUAAGGAACUUCCUCUCAAUCCUCAUGGUUGUGCUAGAGCUGAAGCAGUAUCAAGGAGACCGCCUGCAGACAUGUUUGCAUGGCUAGCAUCACCCUACCGAACGCUUCCAAAAUGUCUAGAUGAACCGGACAAUGAUGCAGAGAUAAACAAAACUGCAUCAGAUCUGCCUUUGUCGAUGCGUUUUAGGCAGCUUAAAAACAGCGUGAAGAAUCAUGUUGGUGUAUAUAGGUCUCGUAUCGACGGAAGAGGGCUUUUCUGUAAGCGUCAAAUAGAGGCUGGUGAGAUGGUCAUUGAAUACGCAGGCUCUGUUAUUCGUGCUACGUUGACAGACAAGAGGGAGAACUACUACGAGGGAAAGGGUUAUGGAUGUUAUAUGUUCCGAAUCGAUGAUUUAUGCGUGGUUGACGCAACUCUGUUUGGCAACGAGGCUCGGUUCAUAAAUCAUUCUUGUGAGCCUAACUGUUAUUCCCGUAUUGUGUCUGUUGAUGGAGAAAAACACAUCGUAAUUUUCGCGUCAAGAAGAAUCUACCCAGGUGAAGAGCUCACUUACGAUUACAAAUUUCCGUUCGAAGAAGAAAAACUGCCUUGCCACUGCGGAUCCAAGAAAUGCAGAAAAUACCUGAACUGAAUGCCAUUCAAUGCUCCUGAAGUAACGUUCACUGAAUGUGCUGUCUUUCAGUCCUGAUUUGUGAAAUGCAUCGUUGUCAAAUUUUUAGCUCCAAACGGUUGCAGCAUCCUAUACCGUGUUUUGAUUUUAUCGCCAACAUAAUAUAAAGGACAUCUUUAUGUCGGCGCAUUGACUUCGGAAAGCUUAGAAGUAUCUACAAAGCCUCCACUUGCAUAUUUGUCUCUAUUGUGUAUGAUAUUUAAUUACGCAUGUCAUGGCCCGAGAAUUUCUACUUUCACCUCCAAUAGAUGUUUUCUUUUAUGUUUCUUUUAUAUGUUUCCUUUUGAUACCUCGUGUAUUCGUUCUCUUCUUAAUCUACCAAUGUCACUAUUAGUAAAAAUGGAAAAUCACUGUAAAUGUUUUUUUAAGAUUCAAAAUAACCCACGUCAACCACACUUCGAUUUGUGAUUGGCCACCGUUGAUUGACAGGUUUAUUUCGACCAGUCGAAUUCCUGGUAGUAAACAUGUCAAAGAGCCUAAUAUCUUGCAACCGUCCUCAGACGUUGCUCCCUAGUAUAUUAUAGACAAUGAUUUAUAAGCAAUGUCUCUACAACCGAUCUUACGCAAGACUACACACAAAUGUUUUUAAAUGAUGGUUGAUGAUAUUUUGAUUGAAACCGUUGAUUAUUCGAGUAGCAUUUGCAAUUUCAUGUUUGUGAGCCUGUGCCCUUGAAGUUUCACAAUUUAAUUGCUAAGUAUGCUUUCCAGGGUCAAUAAAUUGAUAAAAGCAGAUUAGACCUAUUCUUCCCGCUAAGACGUGCCCCAAAUAAACUAUGAUAUUGAGUUUCCCUGAAAAAUGUUCUGGUGGUCAAACAGCAACUUUUUAUUUCCCGAGUUAAGUCAUAUUUCUCAUGUUCCUCAAAAAUUGUGCGAUGCAAUAAUAUUCAAUGUGCAAAAGUCAACUUUUCGUAAAUUUCCAACUUCGAUGUAGUAUUUAUAAAAUUCGCUGAACUUUUUUAAGAUUUAUGUUCCGUUUUUCCUAGGUAACUGCUUUUCAAAUAUAUUAUAUUUUAUUGUGUAUUAGAUGUAAUUUAUGCCAUAAUAGACUGUAUUUAUCAAGGUAUUAACAUUCAAUGCAUUGGUUUCUGUUGCAAUCAAACUAUCAAUACCAUUGUGUCUUUAAUAACUUUGCCUAUACGGCUUACAGGAAAAGAGUGAUGACGUCAUAGAUGAGUAUAUUUUCAGAAUCUGUUUACAAUGAUUUUGUUUUUCUAAAAUCGCUUUAGCUGUGGAUCGAUAAUGCUUUGCUAGGAAUAUUUUAUCUACCCCUUACCCUCAGCGCUGUGAGUCCCCUCCGUUAUAAUUGUUUCUGGCUGCCGUAACAAGACAGCAAGAAAGAAUAAAUGAAUUGAGAGACGACACUUUUUGAUGUGCCAGUAUGUUCGAAUUUGUUGUUUUAUAAUGUCAUUGUUUCUCCCAUAAAUGAAUCUCCCUGCUUAUUUCCAAAAACCAUUCACAGUGCUUCCACUUGGAAGAAAAUUUCUAUCCAAAAGAAAAUUUGGGUUUUUUUGGAAGUAAAAAAGAAGGGAAUGAAAAAUUGAAGGAACCGUUUUUCAACUUUCUCAACAUGUCAAUUGCACGCAUGCAUACUACACUGUUUUGCACAUAUUGUAUGUAAAGCAAUCUUCUCGCUGGGCAAAGAUGGUUAUGGAAAACGAUUGCAGUUUUGAGUCGAUAAUUUUAAGCCCUGUAUAUCUUUCAUCAACAUUACACCAACGCAAGUUCUCUGAGGAAACGGGGGAUUGGGAUUGGAAAGUUAAAAAACAUUACAAAAACGUAGAGGCCAGGCGCAAAAACAAAAACAUGAUUUAUUUUAUUGUCUAGCGAUACGAUUAAGGUUUUCACAUGAAGAAAUAAAAGGAUAGAUCAACGACAAAAUAUAUUUAAUUCACAUGUUGGAAGAAAUAAGUUGUUUUCGAAGGUAUUUAUGCUUGUUCGCAUGUUAAUGUUCAGUGAAAUGUUGGAAACGUUUAGCCCAAUCACAGUGAAAAUAGGCCAACCAUGUUGAGCAUUGUUCAGCGAAAAUGUUGAGAGCGUUUUACCGGGGCUUGGCACAAUACACGUGAUUAGGAAAAAACGUUUUAACUCCGUCUGGCUUUUUGCUUUGAAUCAGAACUCUCAUUAGCAUUUGCAACCUUGGAGAUAAACAUCACACUUCACUUUGCAUGACGCGAGCUAACCGCCCACUUAUGCUCUGAGCAAUACUUAAAAUCCGAGACAAAUUAACUGGACUCGACAAAUAUCGUUUCAAAUUGAUCUUGUUGUAAUGUUAUGAACCUUUAUUGUGAAGAAAGUUCUAGAAAAUAAUGUAUCACGAUUUUACAGUUCUGUUAUUGUCAAAAUUCCCCGCUAAAUGCAACCACUUUUCCCUUUUCUCAAAGGCCAUGACGUCACACUAAGCGUAACGGUGUGGGCAUGCGUUUUAGUAACUAACAAUGUCAUAUCUCUCAAAGUGUUCCCAAACAAAAUUUCCAACAACAAGCAUUUGUUAGAAAGCUCUCAUGUUGCAAU
Rhopilema esculentum is the source of this 11968-nucleotide messenger RNA. RefSeq lists its product as uncharacterized. Gene Ontology annotation, molecular function: DNA binding; histone H3K4 methyltransferase activity; protein binding. Gene Ontology annotation, cellular component: histone methyltransferase complex; nucleus. Lineage: Eukaryota; Metazoa; Cnidaria; Scyphozoa; Rhizostomeae; Rhizostomatidae. Gene Ontology annotation, biological process: positive regulation of DNA-templated transcription. The record is from RefSeq and is a predicted model, not a curated record.